AUGGGCAUCAUAGUGACACUGGGUGAUGCAUACUGCUUUUCUAAAGCCAACAAGCCAGAGGAGGCCAACAAAGGCUGUAUCCUGGAUGGAAAACUAUACCCCUUUGGAGAGAUUGCUAGGACAGAAAAUUGCUUCAGAUGCAGCUGCAGCCUAGAUGCAAUGCGUUGCUGCUCCCUCUUUCAUACUCCUACUAGUUAUGACAAAGAGAAAUGUAAAGUCAUUUUCAACCAGAAAAGCUGUGACUAUGAUGUGGUGCUGAAGAGUGACCCCUCAAAGGAGUGCUUUGUCUCUUCUCGUGUGGGCUAA
This is a messenger RNA of Tauraco erythrolophus (red-crested turaco), 306 nucleotides long. RefSeq names its product beta-microseminoprotein. NCBI's taxonomy places the organism in Eukaryota, Metazoa, Chordata, Aves, Musophagiformes, Musophagidae. The record is from RefSeq and is a predicted model, not a curated record.